Messenger RNA from Colletotrichum spaethianum, 681 nucleotides. Its product is annotated as nucleolar protein 16. Lineage: Eukaryota; Fungi; Ascomycota; Sordariomycetes; Glomerellales; Glomerellaceae. The transcript is spliced from 2 exons. The record is from RefSeq and is a predicted model, not a curated record. The coding region runs from base 1 to 681 and encodes 226 amino acids. Gene Ontology annotation, biological process: ribosomal large subunit biogenesis. Gene Ontology annotation, cellular component: nucleolus.
AUGGGUUCCGUCCUCCAAAAGAAGAAGCGCCGCUCCGGCCGCCAAAAAGUCAAGAUGCCCAACCGGCCCAAGAAGCUCCUGAACCCGCUGGGCAACGACAUCAUCGCAAAGAACUGGAACAAGAAGGAGACCCUGACGCAAAACUACCGCCGCCUCGGCCUGACGGCGCGCCUCAAGGCCCCGACGGGCGGCAUCGAAAAGACGCUCUCCCAGGUCGAGGCGGCCAAGGCCACCACGUCCGUCAGCAAGCCCCGCGACCCCCUCGCCAUCGCCUCGACCGAGGAGGCCGUCUUCGAGGAGGCCCGCGUCGAGCGCGACGAGAACGGCAAGAUUGUCAAGAUCCACUACGGCAGCGACAGGCGCAACAACCCGCUCAACGACCCCCUCAACGCCCUCGACAGCGACGCCGAGGAGUCGGACGGCGCCGGCCAGGAUGAGUGGGGCGGCAUCGACGACGAGAGCCGGCCCGAGGUCAUCCGCAUGCUCGAGAAGGAGGCGGCGCAGCCCACGGUCAAGAAGCCCAGGCACAUGAGCCAGCAGGAGCGCGAGUGGCUCGAGAGGCUGGUUGCGAAGCACGGCGACGACGUGGCCGCCAUGGCGAGGGACAGGAAGCUGAACCCCAUGCAGCAGACGCAGGGCGACAUUGCCCGUAGGAUCAAGAGGCUUACGGGGAAGGCUUAA